Messenger RNA from Ostrinia furnacalis (Asian corn borer), 3137 nucleotides. RefSeq names its product transcription factor daughterless (gene da). NCBI's taxonomy places the organism in Eukaryota, Metazoa, Arthropoda, Insecta, Lepidoptera, Crambidae. The transcript has 14 exons. Bases 291 to 2099 code for a protein of 602 amino acids. The record is from RefSeq and is a predicted model, not a curated record. Gene Ontology annotation, cellular component: transcription regulator complex; chromatin. Gene Ontology annotation, molecular function: protein dimerization activity; RNA polymerase II cis-regulatory region sequence-specific DNA binding; DNA-binding transcription factor activity, RNA polymerase II-specific. Gene Ontology annotation, biological process: regulation of transcription by RNA polymerase II.
CCGGCGACAGUAGUGCCCUCGCCGCGACGGAACGCGCCCGCCCGCGCGUUCGUCGACCAACUUGUGAUGUAACUAACUUUACGUGCACCACGAAAACAGUGCAGUGUUUGUGAUAAACAAAUUUCAUAUACAAAAGUGACUGUGGAUGUUAAAGUUUCAUAGUGUAUCAAAACAAAUUAUUUACACCAAAUAUUUAACUAUACAAACAAACUGAACAGAACUCUCAAGUUCUAAGUGAAGUGCAAUAGAAAAAAAGUGAUGCGUUCAAAGUGCAAAAAGUUCAAGUUCAAAUGAUGGCUCUGCGGCAUGACGUCAUGGACCCAACGUUCCUCCCCGCGGACCCCCCUCCGGUGUCUGACAUCGAUUACCAACCUAAGGCGGACCUAGCCAGCGAAUACUUCAACACAUUCAGCCAAAUCUGCGACAGCUAUCGCCCAGAAUCCGACGUCAAUCUCCGCCAGACUUCGGACUCCGUUCGGCUCUCUUCGGAGAUCCUCGACGGCCGAUCGGAGUAUUCAGACUUCGCGAAAGUAUUCAAGGAGAAUGCGCAGGAGUACGUCAACACGGACUUUAGUGAUAAAGUGUUUUUGAAGGACGAUCAUGUGUUCCAAUUCGGGCAGCCGGACGCGUCCGCUCUGCUCAGGCAUAGAGCGAGGAGAAGGUACAACGAGGAACACGGGCUGCAGCCUCCGGCGGCUACCAGUCAAGAAAGCGGGUACGGCAGCGAUGAGUUCGGCCACGACUCUCCGAGCCGGUACGCGUCGCCGAAGGGCGCCGGCGCGGGGGCGCCCUACCAGGAGCCUUACUACGCGGGCGGCGAGUGGGGCGCCGCCUACUACCAGCCGCCGCCGCCCUACCAGCACGACCCCUACGCCACGUCGCCAGGCAUAGCGGGCGGCGGCGAGGGCGCGGCGGGGGCGGGCGGCGCGGCCGAGCUGCCGCUCCCGCCCAUGUCGUCGUUCAGGGCGGCCGCGCCGCACCAUUCGCCCACAGACCCUAUGCUGGUGGGCAAGCCGGCGCUACAGCCUAUGUACCCCGGAGGCGCGGCCAGCACGCCGGCCGGCGGCGUAGCCGGCGGCGCGGAAGGCGGCAGCUUAUCUUCUUACGGCUCGUCGCCGUCCACGCCGGUGCACUCGCCGCCGCCGCUGCACCCGCGCCUGUAUCCGCUCAAGCACUCGCCCGCGCUGCACCACCAGCACCACAACGGACAGCAAUCGAACUGGGUGUCGUCAGGAGUGUCGUCGCCGGGAGCCGCGUCCGCCUUGCCGCAGCACCUGCCCAACGGGCACCACGUGGCCGUCUACCCGCCGCCCAAUAUGGGCGCGCCGGCGGAGCAACGACAGCUGGACGAAGCGAUGGUGUUCCUCCGAGAGCACUCCGAUGUAGUCGGUGCGCGGAUGGAGGAGAGACUAGACGACGCGAUCAACGUGCUACGCAACCACGCGGAGGCUUGUGACCUGUACGCGCCCGAACAUUUGCCGCACCAGCCCGCGCCAGUUUCGCGGCUGAGCGCUGGCGGCGCGGCGCUGGCGCACGCGCACACAGAACCGCCUGUCAAGAUGGAGCGCCACGUGCUGCCCAGCAAUAAGAAACGCAAAGAGCCCCCGGACUCCGGCCUGGACAGCAAGCCGUCGUCGUCGGGCUCCGCCGACCUCGCCAAGCCGCCCGGCACCAAGCGCGCGCGCAGAUAUACAUCGCUGCACAGCUGUUCGUCCGCCGACGAGGACGACAUGGAUCCCGACACGAAGGCCGCGCGCGAGAGAGAGCGGCGGCAGGCUAACAACGUGCGAGAGAGGAUAAGGAUAAGAGAUAUAAACGAGGCGCUGAAGGAGCUCGGGCGUAUGUGCAUGACGCACCUCAAGAGCGACAAGCCGCAAACCAAGCUCGGCAUCCUCAACAUGGCUGUGGAAGUCAUUAUGACGCUGGAGCAGCAAGUCAGAGAACGUAACCUGAACCCGAAAGCGGCGUGCCUGAAGCGGCGCGAGGAAGAAAAAGCGGAGGAGGCGCCCAAACUGCUGGCGCCGCUCACGCACUACCAGCCCAUGCCGGGCAUGGGUCAGCUACCAGGUCAGCCGCCCACGGGCGGGCCGCAGCAAUAGCGAACAUGUUCACGCCCCGCGCACGCCCCGCCUAUGCCCCGCUGCACGUAGGCCGCACGCCCCGCGGGGAGUACACGUGACCAUUGCGGCGACGAUUCAAGAUUCGGUUGGCGAAGUGAGACUCGGAUGUGAAACUAGUAUCAUUGAAUGGUACUCAAGUAUGAAACCAGUAUCAUGAAGUUGUACUCAAGUAUGAAACUAGUAUCAUGAGGUUGUACUCAAGUGUGAAACCAGUAUCAUUGAGUGGUUCUAAAGUAUGAAACUAGUAUCAUUGAGUGGUUCUCAAGUAUGAAACUAGUAUCAUGGAGUUGUACUCAAGUGUGAAACUAGUAUCAUUGAGUGGUACUCAAGUAUGAAACUAGUAUCAUUGAGUGGUACUCAAGUAUGAAACCAGUUUCAUGAAGUUGUACUCGAGUAUGAAUCUAGUUUCAUGAAAUCGUAAGAUCUAUUCUAGAAAGUAUAUUCACUCCUGGGAUUGGUUGGAUUUUAAUAUUUGAGUCAAAUCUCGAUUCAAUUUCAAGCUUACAUUGAGGAAUGUAUUAGAUUCUUACUUGAGUAUGAUUUUAUAAAACGAGUCUCGUAUACUUUGUUGGCAGUUAGGGCUGUCUCUGUUAUUUUAUAUGAUAAUAAAAUAUACGCCUACACAAGCAGUGGUGAUGAAAAAAGUUACAUUUUCUUAUUUUAUUGUUUUUAACUUUAAUUAUUAUUAUUUUACUUCUAUAUACUAUGUAAAAAUCAAUUUUCAAGUCUAUUUCAAUUUCAUUCUACAAUGACAGGGACAGCCCUAUGCAAUAUCGAAGCCAUAAUGGUCAGUGUUCUCUCUAAAAUUCGACGUGUUUUGUACCUUAUAACGUGUGUCUAUGAACUGAAGGUUCAAUUUUGAAUGUCUGUGACAUUGUAGUUGUUGUUGUGAUUCAAUCAUACAUUUUUGUUUGGUUUCAAAAUUAUGUACUGACGUUUUUAUAUUGUUGAAAGUAUUAUGUGAAAUGAACUAAUAAUCAAUAUAUUUUGUAUUAGUAUGAUAGUGACAUUAUUUUU